This is a messenger RNA of Protopolystoma xenopodis, 294 nucleotides long. The record is from the annotation of a GenBank genome assembly. NCBI's taxonomy places the organism in Eukaryota, Metazoa, Platyhelminthes, Monogenea, Polystomatidea, Polystomatidae.
UCUCUCGAAGACUCGGAGAGGGAAGCCGUGCAACCAGACAAGCCUGGCAUCAAGUUACAUUCGACAAGUCCGUAUGAGAAAUCUGCUGAGGCUCCAGAUCAAGCUUCCCAGGACAGGCAGCUUAGCUCCCGUCAAAAGUCUGUCCAUGAGCCUGAGCCCGAACAGCUAUUGCUGCCCGAAAAGGUCAUCUGCUCCCGAAAGGUGUCACGAAUGCCUUCGGAUGUCAGUAUCGGGGGGCUAAAGGAGACACGUACCAAAAGAGUCAGUAGGGACAAUAGUCUGAAUAUUUUCUAG